Molecule: messenger RNA, 4021 nt
Organism: Sander lucioperca (pikeperch)
Lineage: Eukaryota; Metazoa; Chordata; Actinopteri; Perciformes; Percidae
Product: NLR family CARD domain-containing protein 3-like
Exons: 15
Coding region: 101-3949 (1282 amino acids)
Molecular function (GO): protein binding
Source: RefSeq, a predicted model, not a curated record
GUUUGUUAUUUCUCCUGUUGGUUUCCUGGUUGAAGCUGCUGAAUAAUGUCACCGCCGAACGUCGACUUCAUUUUCACCAUCAAAAGAUGUGGACUCUGCUAUGAAUCAGUGUGAGGACAGAGAGGAGGGAACUCCUCCCUCUAAAACCUCUCUGCGUGGGAAACAUGACAGCAAGACCAAAGCUCAGAGACCGGACUCUCCUGUAUCAACCUGCGAGUCCACAAAGAGUGACCGCUCUAAGGGUCGACCUUUUGACUUCAAACAUGGACAGAAGUCUGAUGACCAAAGGAUCCCUCAGCAGAGACCAGAUUCGUCUGGGACUAGCUGUGUGUCCAUGAAGAGUGACCGGUCUAAGGGUCGACCUUUUGACUUCAAACAUGGACAGCAGUCUGAUGAUCAAAAGAUCCCUCAGCAGAGGCCAGAUUCCUCUGGGACUAGCUGUGUGUCCAUGAAGAGUGACCGGUCUAAAGGCCGACCUUUUGACUUUAAACAUGGACAGAAGUCUGAUGAUCAAAAGAACCCUCAGCAGAGACCAGAUCCCUCUGGAAUCACCUGUGUGUCCAUGAAGAGUGACCGGUCUAAGGGUCGACCUUUUGACUUCAGACAUGGACAGACAUCUGCUGAUCCAGAGAACCCUCAGCAGAGACCAGAUCCCUCUGGAAUCACCUGUGUGUCCAUGAAGAGUGACCGGUCUAAGGGUCGACCUUUUGACUUCAGACAUGGACAGACAUCUGCUGAUCCAGAGAACCCUCAGCAGAGACCAGAUCCCUCUGGAAUCACCUGUGUGUCCAUGAAGAGUGACCGGUCUAAGGGUCGACCUUUUGACUUCAGACAUGGACAGACAUCUGCUGAUCCAGAAGUUCCGCAGCAGCAGACCUCAGAUGUUUCUAGUGGUCAGUCUGAUCAGCAGCAUCAAACUGACAUGGACUCUAUAUUCAUGGUGCUUGAGGAGAACAUUGUCAGUUUUGUGAAGAAUGAACUGAAGAAGUUCCAGAAGGUUCUGAGUCCAGAUUACCAAGAAUGCUCAAAGAAACAAAGGGAAGAUGAGGAGGUGGUGGAUGGCAAGGAAGAAGAGAAAAGGAAGAGCAGCAGAGAGGCAUUUCUGAAGAUUACACUGCACUUCCUGAGGAGAAUGAAUCACAAGGAGCUGGCUGACUGUCUGCAGAAAAGAACUGGUGCUGGAGCUCUCUUAUGCCAGGCUAAAAUAAAGUCUGAUCUAAAGAGGAAGUUUCAGUGUCUCUUUGAGGGGGUUGCCAAAGCAGGAAACCCAACCCUUCUGAAUCAGAUCUACACAGAGAUCUUCAUUAAAGGAGGUGGGACUGCAGAGGUUAAUGAUGAACACGAAGUCAGACAGAUUGAAGCAGCAUCGAGGAAACCAGACAGACCUGAAACAACAAUCAGACAAGAAGAUAUCUUUAAAACCCCACCUGGAAGAGAUGAACCAAUCAGAACAGUGAUGACAAAGGGAGUGGCUGGCAUCGGGAAAACUGUCUUAACACAGAAGUUCACUCUGGACUGGGCUGAGGACAAAGCCAACCAGGACAUCCAGUUCACAUUUCCAUUCACCUUCAGAGAGCUGAAUGUGCUGAAAGAGAAACGGUACAGCUUGGUGGAACUUGUUCAUCACUUCUUUAAACACUUUAAAGAAACAGAAGAAGCAGGAAUCUGCAGGUUUGAAGAGUUCCAGGUUGUGUUCAUCUUUGACGGUCUGGAUGAGUGUCGACUUCCUCUGGACUUCCACAACACUGAGAUCCUGACUGAUGUUACAGAGUCCACCUCAGUGGGUGUACUGCUGACAAACCUAAUCAGGGGGAAUCUGCUUCCCUCUGCCCGCCUCUGGAUAACCACACGACCUGCAGCAGCCAAUCUGAUCCCUCCUGAGUGUGUUGACAUGGUGACAGAGGUCAGAGGGUUCAAUGACCCACAGAAAGAGGAGUACUUCAGGAAGAGAUUCAGAGAUGAAGAGCAGGCCAACAGAAUCAUCUCCCAUGUUAAAGCAUCACGAAGUCUCCACAUCAUGUGCCACAUCCCAGUCUUCUGCUGGAUCACUGCUACAGUUCUGGAGAACAUGUUGAAGACCAGAGAGGGAGGAGAGCUGCCCAAGACCCUGACUGAGAUGUACAUCCACUUACUGGUGGUUCAGUCCAAACGGAAGAGCAUCAAGUAUGAUGGAGGAGCUGAAAUAGACCCGCACUGGAAUGAAGAGACCAGAAAGAUGACCAAGUCUCUGGCAAAACUGGCGUUUGAGCAACUGCAGAAAGGCAACCUGAUCUUCUAUGAAUCAGACCUGACAGAGUGUGGCAUCGAUAUCAGAGCAGCCUCAGUGUACUCAGGAGUGUUCACACAGAUCUUCAAAGAGGAGAGAGGACUGUACCAGGACAAGGUGUUCAGCUUCAUCCAUCUGAGUGUUCAGGAGUUUCUGGCUGCUCUUCAUGUCCAUCUGACCUUCAUCAACUCUGGUGUCAAUCUUCUGUCAGAAGAAGAAACUUCCCGGCUGCCUAAAGUCUUCAGAGACAAACCUAAACCAACACAUCUCUACCAGUGUGCAGUGGACAAGGCCUUAGAAAGUCCAAAUGGACACCUGGACUUGUUCCUACGCUUCCUCCUGGGUCUUUCACUGCAGACCAAUCAGACUCUUUUACGAGGUCUGCUGAAACCGGCAGGAAGUAGCUCAGAGAUCAAUCAGAAGACAGCCAAAUACAUCAAGAAGAAGAUCAGUGAGAAUCUCUCUGCAGAGAGAGGGAUCAAUCUGUUCCACUGUCUGAAUGAACUUAAUGAUAAUUCUCUAGUGGAGGAGAUCCAACAGUACCUGAGAUCAGGAAGUCUCUCCACAGAUAAACUGUCUCCUGCUCAGUGGUCAGCUCUUGUCUUCAUCUUACUGUCAUCAGAAAAAGAUCUGGACGUGUUUGACCUGAAGAAAUACUCUGCUUCAGAGGAGGCUCUUCUGAGGCUACUGCCGGUGGUCAAAGCCUCCAACAAAGCUCUGCUGAGUGGUUGUAACCUGUCUGGGAGAGGCUGUGAAGCUCUGUCUUCAGUUCUCAGCUCCGAGUCCUCUAGUCUGAGAGAACUGGACCUGAGUAACAACAACCUGCAGGAUUCAGGGUUGAACCUUCUGUCUGCUGGACUGGAUAGUCCACACUGUACACUGGGGACUCUCAGUGUGUCAGGCUGUCUGAUAAAAGAGGAAGGCUGUAGUUCUCUGGCCUCAGCUCUGAGGGCCAACCCCUCGCAUCUGAGAGAGCUGGACAUGAGCUACAAUCAUCCAGGAGAGUCAGGGGUAAAGCUUCUGUCUGCUAGACUGGAGGAUCCAAACUGGAGGUUGGACACUCUCAGGGUGGACCAUGGUGGACAGCAGUGGUUAAAACCUGGUCUGAGGAAAUAUGCCUGUGAACUCACACUGGACACAAACACAGCGCACAAAAAGCUCAAACUGUCUGAAAACAACAGGAAGGUGACACUAGCGGGAGAGAAAGAACGGCCUUAUCCUAACCAUGCAGACAGAUUUGACCGCUGCAGUCAGAUUCUGUGUAGCAAUGGUCUGACUGGUCGCUGUUACUGGGAGGUCGAGAGGAGAGGAGACAUUGAUGUAGCAGUGAGUUACAGAGGAAUCAGCAGGAAAGGAGACCACUCUGACUGCAGGUUUGGAAGGAACGAUCAGUCGUGGAGUCUAAACUGCUCUGAUGGUCGUUACUCUGUCUGGCACAUCAACAAGGAAACAGUCCUCCCUGUCUCCUCCUCCUCUGUCUCUAACAGAGUAGCAGUGUAUGUGGACUGUCCUGCCGGCACUCUGUCCUUCUACACAGUCUCCUCUGACACACCAAUCCACCUCCACACCUUCAACACCACAUUCACUGAGCCUCUUUAUCCUGGGUUUGGAUUUGGGUUUGGUUUCGGGGUGGAGUCUUUGAUGCUGUCACUGGACUCCUCAGUGUCUCUGUGUUCAUUGUAGGAAGGACAGAAGAGAAACACUAAUAUUGCUGACUUCUGGAGGAAAUGCAAUGCCUUCCUCUUUUUGUGUGUG